This is a messenger RNA of Cherax quadricarinatus, 2670 nucleotides long. The record is from RefSeq and is a predicted model, not a curated record. NCBI's taxonomy places the organism in Eukaryota, Metazoa, Arthropoda, Malacostraca, Decapoda, Parastacidae.
CGAUAAUUUUAAUAAAAGUGUUGCAGCCCUGAUGGCAACACUGCUUGUUGAUAAAUAUAUUGUGUUGUUGUUGGUCUUUAAUAGUAAAUAAUUGUUUGUUGUGUUGAGCUAUGACAUGAUGGACUUCACUGAGGACUUCACACACAAGAAUGAUUCAUGUUUUCACUGCAGUGGCUUCUAUGGUCCCAAUUUUGGUCAACCUUUGUGCACCACUUGUCAUGCAUUCCUUUACCCGGAUGAUCCUUCAAAGCUACCUAGUGUGGGCCCAUAUCAAGAGAAAACUGACGAUGGAGAUUCAGGAAAUGAAGAACCACGUGAACCUGGAGAUUAUUACCAAACACAGGAGCAAAUGCAGCAACUACCACACCAACAGCAACAGCAGCAGCAGCAGCAGCAGCAGCAGCAGCAGCAGCAGGAACAUUAUCAGCUACAUCAAUUAGAACAACAAUUACAACAGCAAACACAGCAUCAGCAACAGCAAGAGGGAACCAGCAGCAGUUUGAAUGUGCUAGUUAACGACGAAACUGAAAAUGAUGACUAUGAUUUUGUUGAUGAUGGUGCUGUUGAUAGCAUAGAGGUUGUUAGCAGUGAAUCAAGCUUAGUCUCUGCUUCAGACUUACCUGGAGCAGGACCAUCUACAGUAUUACCCAGAGCAGUAGGUGGACAAGCAUCAACAAACAUUCCUGUAUGCUCUGGGAUGGUCAAUGCUGUUGGUGUCUUGGGAAGUAUUGGUGGUGGACCUGCACCUGGUUCCUCAGGUAAUAGUUUGUUAAUAAUGGGAGCUUCAGGAGGAAGCUUACCAGGACGGAAUGGUGCAGGUCUAGGAGGUGGAGGUGGAGGUGGCAGUGGCAGUGGCAGUGGCAGUAGUAGUGGUGUGGGAGGAGGCAGCCUUCGAAUGGGAGAGACAAGACGACUCCUUGUUAGGAAAGCUGAAGGAAGAAUGGCUGUAGUACGGGAAACUCUUCAAGAGCAGAUAAUCCAGCUGACUUGUCCUCGUCCAAGUGAAAGCCUUGACCCAACUCUCAUACAUCGUAUGCCUCCAGAAGUUUGGGUGUUGGUGUUUGAUCUUCUGGAUGACAUGACGUUAUGGUCUGUUGGGCGUGUUUGUCGACGGUGGCAGCAGCUAGUGGAUCGAUAUGUGGCAGAUGAUCAGUGGCAGAAAUACACACAGCGCAGAUGGCCUCUAUAUUCACCACUGUUUAAGAAUGUCAUGUGGCAGAUGGUGUAUACUAAAUUAACAGAGAGUGCACCAUGCCAUAUGUGUCUUCACCAGAUGUCUCUGCUAACGCCACCUCUCAAUUGUGAAAACUCCUGGAGAAGGAAUCGCCUACGCAAUGAACUCAGAACACUUCGGUCAGACCCACCAGAAGGUAUUCAGGCAUCACCACUAGAUAAGAUGUCUCUGCACUGGCAAGCUUCAAUACGGGGUCCUGCAGGUUCUCCCUAUGAAGGCGGCACUUUCUUCUUGUACAUUCAAAUACCCCAUAGCUAUCCUCUGUGUCCACCUAUUGUUCGCUUUAUCACAAAGAUCUUCCACCCUAAUAUUUCUCGGCAUGGAGACAUUGGAAUUGAUUCCAUACAGCACAAUUGGUCAUUAGCUCUCACUAUCUCAAAGGUUCUCAUCUCAAUACAGUCCCUUCUCACUGACCCAUAUACGAAGGUGUGUAUGGAACCUGAGAUUGGUAGAUUGUAUGAUUGUGACAAGAAGCAGUUUGAGUGUGUAGCAACAUCUUGGACAUGGAAGUAUGCCAUGCAUGAUGCUCUCAUCCCUGAGCCAGUUCCAGCUUCAGUGCUGAGCAACACCUUUCUAACAUGUGGAACUUCUUCUCAGGUCAGAGCCAUACCUUUAAAACGUGUAAGACUCUUGUCAAUUCUGAGCCUCACUUUUAUAACAUGUGGGGACCUCUUCUUAGGUCAGCCUAACCUUUUUAACAUGUAAAAACUUCUCUCAGUCCAUAACAACAUUUUAACUUGUGGCCUUUUCUUAAAUUACAGAAACAUCUCUGUGUAUAUCAUUGGUAGAAUAUACAGACAAAUGUCUUAACAAGACAUAAUAUGCAGCAUAUGGAAUUUUAUUGAGAAGAUGUAUUGAUAUAUUGAGAAGAUAUUGAGAAGUGUAGAGGAGAGAGAGAGAUUCUGGGAAAUGUUGAGUGAAUGCGUGGGGAGUUUUGAAUCAAGUGUGAGAGUAAUGGUGGUUGGGGAUUUCAAUGCUAAAGUGGGUAAAAAUGUUAUGGAGGGAGUAGUAGGUAAAUUUGGGGUGCCAGGGGUAAAUGUAAAUGGGGAGCCUUUAAUUGAGCUAUGUGUAGAAAGAAAUUUGGUAAUAAGUAAUACAUAUUUUAUGAAAAAGAGGAUAAAUAAAUAUACAAGGUAUGAUGUAGCACGUAAAGAAAGUAGUUUGUUAGAUUAUGUAUUGGUGGAUAAAAGGUUGAUGGGUAGGCUCCAGGAUGUACAUGUUUAUAGAGGGGCAAGUGAUAUAUCGGAUCAUUAUUUAGUUGUAGCUACAGUUAGAGUAAGAGGUAGAUGGGAAAAGAGGAAGGUGGCAACAACAAGUAAGAGGGAGGUGAAAGUGUAUAAACUAAGGGAGGAGGAAGUUCGGGUGAGAUAUAAGCGACUAUUGGCAGAAAGGUGGGCUAGUGCAAAGAUGAGUAGUGGGGGGGUUGAAGGAUUGGA